Molecule: messenger RNA, 1866 nt
Organism: Chroicocephalus ridibundus (black-headed gull)
Lineage: Eukaryota; Metazoa; Chordata; Aves; Charadriiformes; Laridae
Gene: ZFYVE21
Product: zinc finger FYVE-type containing 21
Exons: 8
Coding region: 61-813 (250 amino acids)
Molecular function (GO): metal ion binding
Source: RefSeq, a predicted model, not a curated record
GUCGGCGGCGCUGCCAGUCCCAGGGGAGCGAGUAGCGGCGGCGGAGUGUAGGGGGGGAAGAUGUCGGGCUGCGAGGCCCGCGACGCCAAGAAGCUGGUGCGCUCGCCCAGCGGGCUGCGCAUGGUCCCCGAGCACCGCUCCGCCCGCAGCCCCUUCGGCUUGGACGAGCCGCCCUGGGUCCCUGACAAGGAGUGCCCAAGAUGUAUGCAGUGUGAUACAAAAUUUGACUUCAUAACUAGAAAGCAUCACUGUCGGAGAUGUGGAAAGUGCUUCUGUGACAAGUGCUGCAGUAAAAAAGUGCCUCUGCCUCGCAUGUGCUUUGUGGAUCCUGUGCGCCAGUGUGCUGAAUGUGCCCUCAUCUCUCAGAAAGAAACAGAGUUUUAUGACAAGCAGCUUAAAGUGCUCAUGAAUGGUGCUACAUUCUUUGUAACUCUGGGAACAUCUGAUAAAUCUGAGCUCAUGGUUUGUCGACUUUCCAACAAUCAGAGAUAUCUGGUUUUGGAUGGAGACAGCCACUAUGAAAUUGAAAUUAUACAGAUUUCAACUGUUCAGAUACUUACAGAGGGAUUUACUCCUGGAGAAAAAGAUAUUCACACUUACACCAGCCUUCUGGAGAGCCAGCAUAUUACUGAAGGAGGUAAUACUCGUGCCAUCGGUAUGAUUCUGCAGUAUAAGGUACCAGGAUCAGAGGAGCUCACGCAGAUGAAAUUUACAGCCAGUGAAGACUUCAGCUGUAACAAGAAGCUGUCAGCAAGCUGGCUGGCAGCUAUGCAUAAGGCAACAAAACUUCUCUAUGAGUCCCGGGACCAGUAAGACCAGCAAACUUGGCUGCUUAAGGGAAGACACCAGCCUCCAUGGACCUGCCGCUCACUAGUAUGACAGCUGGUAACAUCUGCUGUUCUUGACACUUUCUCAUUCCGCUGUGGUUCACUAUGUAAGAACUGGCAAAUGCAAUGUGAGUAUUCUUUUUGAACCAUGAGUAUUUUCACUAUAGUGUGCAAUAUGUAUACAAUUAAUGCUUUAAACAGCCUCACCUUUUAAGACUUUGUAUAUUUUGUUAAGCCUUUAUUGGCACUUAAUAUGAAAGUGACCUGCACUACAGCUAAUGUACAGCACAACUUUUAUAGUAACAAUUAUAUAUACUGUUUGCUACAAAAAGCAAACAAAUGUAUACGUCUCUUCUGCAGAGAAUAGCUUUUGGGUAUAGAUCUCAGGUUUUUUCCCUCUAUCCAAAUGUUUAAAAUCAAUGUAGAAUAAGAUCUGCCUUAGACAGGAUUUUAUAAAGUCACUUGAUUUUUUUAAAACAUUUCACUUUAAACAUCUAAAUAUUUCACCAAAUAUCACCAAAUUGGACUUACAUGAACGUGAUCUUGAACCUUUCCUUCUGCAAUGAAUAAGCUUCCAGAAUAAUUUUUAGUUUUGUAUUUUCUUUUGGUAACUAGCUUUUGUUAAUCUAACUGUAAUGCUAUCUGAAAUUGUAUACAAUUUAAUGUACAAAUAUGAAUAAAUUAAUUCACUUAUUUAAACAAAAUGAAGUGAUAAUUUCACAAUAUCUAACUUCUUUAAUGAUGGGUACUGUGGUCUCUACUGUCUGAAACUUUUGACUUGUUUAUAAACAGCACCAUAAUUUUAGUUCUAAGUGUUGAUAAUUGGUUCAACUCUUGGGAUGGAUCCUCUGGCUACAUGUGCUGAGCCAGUUGUCCUUCUGCCCUCCCUCUCCCUACACUGGUAAAAAUUGAGUAAAGCAGCACACAAAUCUCAGUUGUCAGCCUGGCUGUAAACCUUGAGAGCAUUUUUAGACAAGUAUUCAUUUCUCACAGCUGGAAUACUGGUGUUAGAAGAUUCCAAAAUUGUUUUGCAAGUCAU